CGUAUCCUUUAGAAGCUAGUUUUGUUUAGUUUAGAUAAUAGCUUUUUUAUCGUGCCUAUUGUCAAAAUAGGAGCUGUUUUACAUUUUACAUUUCCACAAGCACCGAGACUGUCACCACUGAUUGCGUAGCAGUUUGUUUCACGUACUCAAUCGCUUACUUACCACUGUUCACAGCUGAUUGACAUUUGAUAACAAACAUUCCGGCCGUGAUGUGGAUUGCUUACGCCCUAGUGGUCCACGUACUGCUCCUCGGCUCCAUAUUCGUGAUAUACUUCCGCUCACCGGUGAUCACGGGCCUUACUCCCCAGAAACCACUUUUGUAUUACGGAUUGGAAGCGCCUGCGAAUCGUUUGGUGCUGAUUGUGACCGAUGGCUUCCGUGCCGCCUCCUUCUUCGAGGAGAACUGCCGUUAUGUACCGCAUCUACGCGAGAUCUUCUUGCGCGAAGGCGUGGUGGGCGUGUCCCGCACACGUGUGCCCACGGAAACCCGACCCGGACACAUAACUCUUAUAGCUGGUCUGUAUGAGGAUCCGUCGGCAGUGCUGCGUGGCUGGAAAAAGAACCCAAUUGCUUUUGAUACUUUGUUUAACCGGAGUUCAGAGACUUACGCUUGGGGCGCCGACGAUGUUAUCAGUGUGUUUUCCAGUCUGUCCAAAACCAAAAUGCAUAUCCGCUCCUACACCGACGAUCUGGACUUUUCGCCAGGCUACGAUGCCUACGAACAGGACGAGUGGGUGUUCAAGCGCGUCAAGUUGCUCCUCCAACAACAGAGGCUACCCCUGCAACGACUCAAAGGUGGGGUGUUCUUUCUGCACCUCCUGGGACUGGACACCGCCGGUCAUGUGCAUAAGCCGGGAGCUCCGAAGUUUCGCCAGACUGUGGAUAAAACGGAGACAGGAGUUUACCAGAUAUAUGAGGAGUUUGAGCGAAUUUUUCCCGAUAAGCGAACUGCUUACUUAGUCACUGCUGAUCAUGGAAUGACUGAUUCGGGUGCCCAUGGUGCUGGUUCGCCACAUGAAACGGACACGCCUUUUGUGCUUUGGGGCGCUGGAGUUUCACGCUCGGUUCCCAAUCCUGAAGGCCGAACAUUUAUGCCGAACAAUGAAGGACCUGCUAUGCCACUGUACGAACUGGAGCAGGCACAACUGACACCCUUGAUGUCCGCCUUGGUGGGUCUACCACCGCCAAUGAACAAUUUUGGAACGUUGCCAUUAGGAUACUUGAAUGUCAGCAAGGAGUACGAAGCCGUGGCUUCGCAUUUAAACGCUUUGCAGCUUUUGGAGCAGUAUGUGGCACUUCAGGAGCAGCAUAAGAAAGGUUUUUUCGCUGCAGUCUUAUCCGAGUUUGAUAUUCUUACAACAGAAGCAGUCAAAAGAUACAAAGAUGAAAUUUUAAAGCUGCACAAAAACAGAGAGUACAUAAAUUCUAUGUCGAGAAGCCAACUCGUAAUGUUGCAAGCCCUUGAAGGCAUCGAUUACUACCAUGGGUACUACCGUAGAGCGCUUUUAAUAAGCACCACUUUCUCCUUUCUGGGAUGGAUAUUCUAUCUAUAUCGCCUGCUCUCGAGGAAUAGGGCAGGUAAAGUGGAGUUACUCCUUGAAAAGAGCACUAAAAUGGUGAGAAUAAGCCUUGGAUGUUUUGUGAUCCUGCUAGUUAUUUUCCUGCUGAGCCAACGAACACCGCUGGAUACAUCCUUCUACCUGCUGCUUCCAAACUUCAUCUGGCUUAAGGCUUUGCAACCUUGGAACCUCAACUUCAGUUCCUCGCCAGCUUCAGCUUAUAGCGCUCCAGCCUUGAAGACCACCGUUUGGCAGCUUGUGUUAAUCAUUGCUUGCGCGGAGCUCAUGGUCUUUACUUUCUUUGAGCGUCGCCUGAUCUCGCUCAGUUUCUUCGCCUUCGCCAGCUACUAUGGUUGGAGCAAUUUUCAAAGGAAGAGCAAGGAAUUUUUCUCCUGGCUGGCAUUGGUGGUGAUCCUUUCCUGCUUUCCCUUACUGCCACUGUCAGUCGGUUAUCAGAAUGGAUAUCUACUUGGAGCUGGAGUUAUCACGAUCCUUAUGAACUCACUUUGGAAUACGAAGUCUAGAUUAAGCUACAAAAAUCACACCAAAUAUUGUAAUGCCUUGAUCCUGCUACUGACCAUGGUGUGUGCUUAUCUCCACUCAAGUGAAUUGAAAACUCCUUUACCGUUGAAGUUAGCCAGCUGGUUGUUUCUGAUAUAUUCCUUCGCAUCCAUUUUGAAGAGCAAAGAAACAAGACUAGAACUGCGUCUGGCCCAGAUUGGCUUCAAUUUGGGAACGCUAUACGCAACACUGUGUACCUCAUAUGAGGCUGUAUUUGUCCAGUUGCUGACCAUAGAAUUAAACAUUUCUCUGAAGGCCCAGAAUGCGCAAGCAGAGAAGUCAGUGCUUCGACUAGCUUUCACCCUGCUGCUGUACACUUUUUUCUCGCUUUUCGGAUCCGGCAACAUAGCCUCUAUCAGCUCCUUUGAUCCCAACAUCGCUCGCUGCUAUCUCAGCCAUUUUUAUCCCUUUGUGAUUAUGGGUCUAGUGCUGCUAAAGCUUCUAGUCCCGGUUGUGCUGGUCAUGUCGGUGGUCUAUGCCCAGAGCGAGUUUGUCCGCCAGCACGAGGAGCAGAUCUUCAUUAGCCUGCUGCUCAUCUGCGAUGUUAUGGGUCUGAAUUUCUUGUUCUUGGUACGUAACCAGGGUUCCUGGUUGGACAUCGGUACGUCCAUAUCACACUUUGUCAUCAUGGAGGUGACCACGCUGGUGAUCCUUCUGCUAUUCUAUACCGCCAAGCAGCUGCUGCGAGUUAUUACGUGGGAUGAAGUUGACAUAAAACGGCUGCCACUACGUUUAAUCCACUGGGAUGUGAUUAGCGCCAAACAUCACUAG
Molecule: messenger RNA, 2891 nt
Organism: Drosophila eugracilis
Lineage: Eukaryota; Metazoa; Arthropoda; Insecta; Diptera; Drosophilidae
Gene: PIG-N
Product: GPI ethanolamine phosphate transferase 1
Exons: 2
Coding region: 210-2891 (893 amino acids)
Biological process (GO): GPI anchor biosynthetic process
Cellular component (GO): endoplasmic reticulum membrane
Molecular function (GO): mannose-ethanolamine phosphotransferase activity
Source: RefSeq, a predicted model, not a curated record